Drosophila obscura is the source of this 537-nucleotide messenger RNA. RefSeq names its product gram-negative bacteria-binding protein 3. Gene Ontology annotation, molecular function: carbohydrate binding. The transcript has a single exon. Bases 53 to 427 code for a protein of 124 amino acids. The record is from RefSeq and is a predicted model, not a curated record. Lineage: Eukaryota; Metazoa; Arthropoda; Insecta; Diptera; Drosophilidae.
UCUGGCCAGUUCUGUUUGAAGCUUCGAUUCCGCAGCACUGCUUCCGCGCUCCAUGGCUCGUCUUUGGCUCUGUUUGGCUCUGCUAUCGGUGGUGGCUUGGUCGGGCCACGCCUACGAGGUGCCAGAGGCCCGUGUGCGGGUGUUCUAUCCCAAGGGCUUCGAGGUCUCCAUACCGGAUGCGGAGGGCAUCUCUCUGUUCGCCUUCCAUGGCAAGGUGAACGAGGAGUUCGAUGGCCUGGAGGCGGGACGGUGGGCCCGCGAUAUACCCAAAGCGAAGCGGGGACGUUGGACGUUUCGGGAUCGCGAGACGGUGCUGAAUCUGGGCGAUACCCUGUACUUCUGGACCUAUGUGAUGCACAAUGGCCUCGGCUAUCGGCAGGACGAUGGGGCCUUUGUCGUUUCCAUUUAUGACAAUCAAAGGAAUUAGCAUCGCUCUCUCUCUCUCACUGGGAUUUCUUAUAACAAAGAACUAAUAAAUAAUUAAAGCUUAUCAAAGCUCAGAGCUCGACUCUCGGCCAGUUCAGUCUUUGCCCAGCA